This is a messenger RNA of Moneuplotes crassus, 1525 nucleotides long. The record is from the annotation of a GenBank genome assembly. NCBI's taxonomy places the organism in Eukaryota, Ciliophora, Spirotrichea, Euplotida, Euplotidae.
AGAGUUGAGAUCAUGCUCUUGAUUGGAGGUUACUACGGACUCUGUCAUGAAGCCAUGAAUGUAUGGUCAUUAUUCAGCAGACAUACAAAUUCAAUAGUUCAAGACGAAAGUGAGGUUUUCUUCAGAUUUCUACAAAACAAGAAAAAGAUCCAAAUUACAUAUAAAAAUUAUAAAUAAAUUCAAGACAGAAGAAUUCAAAAGUUUCAAAAGAAUGAUGUACUACAUCCUUGAGUUCCAAUUUCUCAGUGACAAAAGCUACUACCAUGAAGAAGUCUACACAACACUUGUACAACUCCUUGCUAGACUUAAAGAGUACUCCGAAGUGAACACAAUUCUCGGAGAUACAGAUUCUGGCUACACCGCUAACAUCAUCAGAGACAUGCAAAUCAACAUCGAACUCCAUAAACUAACGACCGACCACAAAAUUCUCCUCCGGCACCUUGAAUCUGACCAAAUUUUCCAAAACCUUAAAGUAAUCUUCAGAUUCUGUUUCCCUAAGCCCACAUUUGCCCUCUCUCCUCUCACUGAAGUCAUGUCUGAAGAUCUUCUUCCCAGAAUUCAGAAACUUGAGGUCAACAUGAUGUACUACUACACAACCUCAAAAUCAGAUCUAACCUCCUUCCUGACCGCCUUCACUACAAAAUGUAAUUUCCUUAACCUAAAACUGGCUUAUGCCAAUUGCCCGCUGCGUAGUGAUAGCUUGGUCGACAUGCACAAGUUUGAGUUCAAAGGUCUUCUUGAGAAGACUAGUAAAGUUCUGUUCUCAUUUACUGGAUAUGAGUUUAGUCAGAUGAGGAGAUAUGUGUCACCUUUGGCUCUUUUUCUACAAAUUUUAUGCCAGGUUGAUGAAAAAGCUCAGAAAUCUUAUUGUUUAAAUUUGGAAGGGGGAAUACCUCAGAAAGAGUGAGAUAUAAUUCAUUUUAAGCCAUUUAUUAAAGGAAAAAGAGAUUUGAAAUCCUCUCCAAUAAGUUUGUCUUCAAAAGAUGUAUCAGAAAUACCAAAAGCUAUUUUCUCAAUAGUUGAUUGUCAAAAUAAAACAGAGCAUUUGUUUGUCUUUAAAGCUAUAAAUGCUACCUUUACCAAAAAUUAUUCAGGUUGUGUAUUUUCAAAAGGAGUGGUAGAAGAUGCCCUUCCUUGCCCAGAUAUCCGAAUUCUAAACUGAAACUCACUAAACUUCAAAGGGAUUAAAAAGAUAAAAACUAUCCCAAUUGAUGAAGAAAGCCAUUCCGAUGAAAUUUACCUAAAGAUUCCAUUGAAGUUCCUUAAUCUAUUCAUUAUGAACAUGGAGCAGAACCAGGAGUUAAUUGAAAAGGGAGCUGUGAACGACCAUCAUGUGCUUGAAAAUCUCCAGAAAAUUCAGCCCUCAAUUAUUCCCAAAGUUCUUCAUUUCUCCCACUCUUUGAACCAGAAGGAAAGAUUAGUUAAAGAAGCUCUUGAAAAGGUGCAUGGACAACUAGGAGAGCUUCAUAUAGAAAAAGAACUGCUGAUCUUUGCUGAAAAUCGAUCUUCUAGCGAUAUCUCCUAA